AUGGCCUCGCAGGGUCGCGUCCGCACCAAGACCACCAAGCGCGCCGCUCGCGUUCUGAUUGAGAAGUACUACCCCCGUCUCAACGCGGUGGACUUCCACACCAACAAGAAGGUGAUCGACGAGGUGGCCAUUGUGCCCUCGAAGCGCCUCCGCAACAAGAUUGCGGGCUUCACCACCCACCUGAUGCGCCGCAUCCAGCGUGGUCCGGUCCGUGGUAUCUCGUUCAAGCUUCAGGAAGAGGAGCGUGAGCGCAAGGACCAAUACGUGCCCGAGGUGUCGGCUCUGGACUCGUCGGUCAACCCGAUCGAAGUCGACCCCGACACGGAGGAGAUGCUCCACAACCUGGGCUUCGACAACCUGCCUGUUACUGUCACUGCCCCUAUCACUUCCCAGCAACUUCCGGAGCGCAAGGGUCGCUACGUGCCCGGUGCCGGUCGCCGUUAA
This is a messenger RNA of Malassezia sympodialis ATCC 42132, 444 nucleotides long. RefSeq lists its product as uncharacterized. The coding region runs from base 1 to 444 and encodes 147 amino acids. The record is from RefSeq and is a predicted model, not a curated record. Gene Ontology annotation, biological process: translation. NCBI's taxonomy places the organism in Eukaryota, Fungi, Basidiomycota, Malasseziomycetes, Malasseziales, Malasseziaceae. Gene Ontology annotation, molecular function: structural constituent of ribosome. The transcript is spliced from 3 exons. Gene Ontology annotation, cellular component: ribosome.